Molecule: messenger RNA, 1602 nt
Organism: Fonticula alba
Lineage: Eukaryota; Rotosphaerida; Fonticulaceae
Exons: 4
Coding region: 1-1602 (533 amino acids)
Source: RefSeq, a predicted model, not a curated record
AUGGCCGACGCACACCAGGCUCUGGCCGACGCGCUGGACCAAUGCCCCGGCCUGGAGCCGAGCGUCCGCCGACACCUGCAUGAGGCCUUCAUCCCGGAUGCUCUGCUCGGGGCCGGACUCCUGCCUCUGGUGGAUCUGGCCGACCGGCUGACCACCUGCACGCUGGCGGCCGAUCGCCUGGCACCGGGGCUCAUCCGGCGCAUGGCCCCGCCGGGAUCCGCCGGGUCUCCCCCAGACAGCCCGGCCCCGCAGCAGGUCCCUCAGCCUCUCGGAGCCACGACCACCGAUCAUUUGGUUGCGUCGAUUCUCGGCCUGCUGGCGCUGCCCAUCGACCCGAGCUUGCUGCUGUUGCCGGGCUUGCCCCUGGCCGAGCAUGCCCCGCCAGCCCGGGCCGGGGUCCUUGGCGGGCUCCCCCCCUGCCGGCUUCCCGCGGUCGGGGGCUUGCCAUUGGAUGAGCACUGUCUGGAGCUGGGCCUGUCGGCUGCCGCGUGCGAGGAGCUGGGCCUGGGGCCCGUGGCCGAGCAUGCGGCCCUGUCCCCGGCCCCCGGCGUGGCCGAAGCCACCACCACCGAUCUGCUGGCCGGCCUCGGGCAUCUGCUGGAGCGGAUGCAUCUCCUGGAAUUGGUAUUGCGUCGGGUGCUGGCCGAGGCCGAAUGCCCUGUCCUCGGUCGCGCCCCGCGCCCCGGUCCACCCACCACCGGCUUGCAGCAUGUGCGCAAUGCAUAUGCAUCCCUGGCCGCGGAGCGCCUUCGCGCCAAUGCCAGCCCCGGGGCCCCCUCCUCCCUCCAGCUGCAAAACAUCGGCGAUUUCACCCGCCUGGCACUGCACCAUGCCAUGGAGUCCGCGGCGAAUGCCGUCUGUGGGCCGGCCUCCAGCGCUCCGGGGUCUGGCCUCAUUCAUCAGGCUCGCUGCCGGGGCUACCUGCGCGUGGUGUCCGCGCACAUGGUGACUGCUCCGCCGCUGGGCCGCCAGGCGCCCGACCCGCUGGCCGGGAACAUUUCCACCUCCUUUCUGCAAUCCAACGCAUGGCUCCAAGUGGUCGACCACUCGGAUCCGGCGCUCCUCAUGACCUCCUCGCUUCUGGGCGAUGUCGAGGCGGCCAUCGACCACUGGCUGUCCGGCGAGGUUGGCGUGCCCCAAACUUCGGCAACAUCAACCAGCUCGAGCGCAAUCACCCUCGUGGCCGAGUCCAUCGCCGAUGCCUUCGAUCUGGAUGUCCUGUUGAUUGUCCGCCCCCAUUGGUCCCUGAGCAAUGGGCUCCCCUGGCGGGUCCCCCUGUCGCGAUCGAUGCUGGCCAUCGGACCGCUGUACCCCGGGCAUCUGGACCGCUUUUCCUGGAUGGAGCUGUCGGUGGGCGGCGAACCGACGGCCGGGCCUCGGCGCGAUGUCGACGAAUCCCCCAUCGAUGCAACUGCCUCGGACUAUCUGCUGGACCUCGACCAUGGUCGUGGGAGUGUGGAUUUGGUGGUGAGCCUGCGCGAGCCGGUGUCCCAGAUUUGGGAGGUGGCUGCCGAGCAGGGGGGCCCCUUCGCGGCCCGGGGGAUCCCCUUCGGCCCGCAAACGGGCGUUUGCGCGGUCGGCCUGUGCAAAAUAGCCGGCUGA